Ornithorhynchus anatinus (platypus) is the source of this 1899-nucleotide messenger RNA. It is a transcript of the gene EIF3D, whose product is annotated as eukaryotic translation initiation factor 3 subunit D. Gene Ontology annotation, biological process: translational initiation. The record is from RefSeq and is a predicted model, not a curated record. Gene Ontology annotation, cellular component: eukaryotic translation initiation factor 3 complex; cytoplasm. The transcript is spliced from 15 exons. Gene Ontology annotation, molecular function: translation initiation factor activity. The coding region runs from base 118 to 1761 and encodes 547 amino acids. NCBI's taxonomy places the organism in Eukaryota, Metazoa, Chordata, Mammalia, Monotremata, Ornithorhynchidae.
UCCUCCGUCUCUUCGGGCCGCCGAUCCUGGAGAUGGCGGCGCGGUGAGCGGCGCCGGGAGCAUCCGUCCGCAUCCGCCUCCAUCCGCCCUCAUCGGGGCCGGACUAGGUUGUAGAAGAUGGCCAAGUUCAUGACACCCGUGAUCCAGGACAACCCCUCCGGCUGGGGGCCCUGUGCCGUCCCGGAGCAGUUUCGGGACAUGCCUUAUCAGCCCUUCAGCAAAGGAGAUCGGCUCGGAAAGGUUGCUGACUGGACUGGAGCCACCUACCAGGACAAGAGAUACACAAAUAAAUACUCGUCCCAGUUUGGAGGCGGCAGCCAAUAUGCAUAUUUCCACGAGGAGGAUGAGACCAGCUUCCAGCUGGUGGACACGGCCCGGACCCAGAAGACGGCCUACCAGCGGAACAGGAUGCGGUUUGCCCAGAGGAACCUUCGGAGGGACAAGGACCGGCGGAACAUGCUGCAGUUCAACAUGCAGACGCUACCGAAGGGGGCCAAGCAGAAAGAGAGAGACCGCUUACGCCUGCAGAAGAAGUUCCAGAAGCAGUUUGGGGUGCGGCAGAAAUGGGACCAGAAAUCCCAGAAGCCCCGAGACUCUUCUGUGGAAGUCCGCAGCGACUGGGAGGUGAAGGAGGAGAUGGAUUUCCCCCGCCUGAUGAAGAUGCGCUACUUGGAGGUGUCGGAGCCCCAAGACAUAGAAUGCUGCGGAGCCCUGGAGUACUACGAUAAGGCCUUCGACCGCGUCACCACGAGGAACGAGAAGACCCUGCGGAGCAUCAAGCGCAUCUUCCACACCGUCACGACCACCGACGACCCCGUCAUCCGCAAGCUGGCGAAAACGCAGGGGAACGUGUUUGCCACUGACGCCAUCCUGGCCACGUUGAUGAGCUGCACCCGCUCGGUGUAUUCCUGGGACAUUGUCGUCCAGAGGGUCGGCUCCAAGCUCUUCUUCGACAAGAGGGACAACUCUGACUUUGACCUUCUGACCGUGAGCGAAACCGCCAACGAGCCUCCUCAGGACGAGGGCAAUUCCUUCAAUUCACCCCGCAAUCUGGCCAUGGAGGCAACGUACAUCAACCACAAUUUCUCCCAACAGUGCUUGAGGAUGGGUAAAGAUCGAUACAAAUUUCCCAACCCAAACCCCUUCGUGGAAGACGACAUGGAUAAGAACGAAGUGGCUUCGGUGGCCUACCGGUACCGGAGGUGGAAGCUGGGGGACGACAUAGACCUGAUCGUCCGCUGCGAGCACGACGGGGUCAUGACCGGCGCCAACGGAGAAGUGUCUUUCAUCAACAUCAAGACGCUGAACGAGUGGGAUUCUCGGCACUGCAACGGCGUGGACUGGCGCCAGAAGCUGGACUCUCAGCGGGGGGCCGUCAUCGCCACGGAGCUGAAGAACAACAGCUACAAGCUGGCCCGCUGGACCUGCUGUGCCCUGCUGGCCGGAUCCGAGUACCUCAAACUGGGGUACGUGUCCCGCUACCACGUGAAGGACUCGGCCCGCCACGUGAUCCUGGGCACCCAGCAGUUCAAGCCGAACGAGUUCGCCAACCAGAUCAACCUGAGCGUGGAGAACGCCUGGGGCAUCCUGCGCUGCGUCAUCGACAUCUGCAUGAAGCUGGAGGAGGGCAAGUACCUCAUCCUCAAGGACCCCAACAAGCAAGUCAUCCGCGUCUACAGCCUGCCCGACGGCACCUUCAGCUCCGACGAGGACGACGACGAGGACGACGAGGAGGAGGAGGAGGAGGAGGAGGAAUCGUAAGCCGGACGGACAGUCGGACGCGCGGCCACUCGUAACUCCUCCGGGCCAGGAAGAGACGCGGGGGCCUCCGUGCUGGGGAUCCCGCCGGCUUACAGGGAGGCCUCAAGGUCCAAAUAAAGUACAAGUCGUUAAAUCACA